AUGAAUCCAGAUCCAAUGGAAGUGCAAGAACCACCACCCCAUAGGAACGAGAAAACCAUCUUUGAGAUAUGCAGAGAAGCCAGAAACUUUCGUACUAAUGCUAGGAGGUGUGGCACUCUUAUUCAGCCCUACGAAUUUAGCUGUCCACAAACUGCAGAACUUGGAUUUAAAGAUGGUUAUAUCUAUUAUUCAAGCAAGGCAAUAAAGUUUGCUGCGGAUAAAGAACAAGGAUUUGACUCAGAGGAACUGCAGAAACGAGCUGCCACCUUCUGGGUUCUGAAUGAAGUGCCUUUUGGUCAGCUAAACCCAUUGGGGCUAAAUCCAUCCAUUGAUGUAGGGAUUGUUAAGACCUACGGCGUGGCCUAUAAUACCCUAAUUGGAAAAACAAUCAUUGCCUUUGCUCGCUCUCAACAAAGUGUGCUCUCCUGGAUAGCAAAUCCAGAUAACAGUAUGUUCGUUCGUGAUCAGUUAAGAAAUAGUAUUAGGUCUUUGUAUGUGGCACUGGAGAGGUUAUGGGACAAACAGUGGACAGUAGAUAAUGUGGAAGAUAUUGGAACUUACGCUAUUAAUGAGAAUAUGAUCCAAAUUAUGCCAUUCCGAGUUCGUGGAAGGACUCCUGAUGAUGAGAUGACACCUAGGCAGGGUUUGCAACUACUGAUACAGACCAAUAUUUUGCAACAUUGGCCAGAUGAUAUUGAACUAGCGCACUUCAAUGCAUUCCUCAUUAACCCAAAUAUAAACAUAAGGAAACAAGAUGUCCUCGAUCAUCCAUUCCUAGUCACAGUCCCCCACGUUAGGGAGAGCAAGUAUAAAAGAUUAUAUGAAGAAGGAUUUUUUUUUACCGAUGACCAAAUAGAUUGGUUGGAGAACCAUAUCUUCUUACAGGGGUGGCAAGGCAAUGUUGGAGACCCGUCUCUUACAGCGAUUCUGGUCCAUCAAAUUGAAGUUACCCAGGGGGUGGGGUUUGCUCAAACAGUUUUUGGAGCCUUGCACUUUGCCAAAGUAGUCAUAGCUCAUUAUCACCAGUAUGAUAUUAGUAGGCGGCCUCUUCUUGAUGAUGAUCUCAGGCAUCUUCUGCAAGGACUUCUUACUGGAGUAUAUGGUGCUAGGUUUAAUGAGGAAUUUAUUGCUUUGGGCUAG
This is a messenger RNA of Triticum turgidum subsp. durum (durum wheat), 1140 nucleotides long. NCBI's taxonomy places the organism in Eukaryota, Viridiplantae, Streptophyta, Magnoliopsida, Poales, Poaceae. The record is from the annotation of a GenBank genome assembly.